AUGUCUGUCAGUAACCUCGACUGUAUCGACUGUAGAAUCAGCGGUUUGAAAGAGACAGCACUGCACAGCACCGCGCGUCUUCACCAACGAAUGAAGAAACCAAUCCCCGGUCUUCUCUUUUCAGACGCCUCUUACAUCUUUGGCCAAAUGUUGUAUUUCGUCUUAACAGCACCUAUGCUGCUAGCGCGCCAUUUUAUGUGUGCUUUCACGAUUCCAUGGCUUUUGUCCUCCAUUCUUCUACUCAUGCCCUAUAUAUCAGGGUUCGUAUCAAAGAUCAGAUACAAGUUCAUAUCAAAGUUUAUAUCUAAGAAUAGUAGUAAUCCAGCGAGCAUACUGAGAUGGAGCGUAGAGGUAUUCCUAACUUACCGCCAGUGGCACCGGAAGUGUAUGGUGAAGGGUAUCCAUACGCUCCGGAAAACUGGCCGGAAACGGGUGAUAUUUGGAGGUGGAGAACUGGACGGAGAAUUGUCCGGAAGGGAUCGUUAUCUAUAUCUGCCAGAUCGGCUACUCCGCGCGUUGAAGGAGGAGAAGAAGCAGUCAGAGUCAGCACAGUCCUCGAGCAAGACCCGCCAGAAAUACAUCUUUGCGAGCAAAGUGGCGUUUAAAAAUUACAUAAAAACAUAUUUCCCUGGGACGGAUCCUGAGGCCGUUUUCUCUACCUUCUACUGGAAGAUUCCGGCUUUACCACCAGUGAACGAAGUGGCUAUACCUGCUAUACCUCUUCGUCAGAUACCACCUCAAGCAUUGCCUGCACCUGCUAUACCUCUCCUUCAGAUAGCACACGAAGCAUACAACUCCAACGGUGACAACGCGAUCAUGGAGGCUAUAAUUAUGUCAAGGAGACAGGUUGCAAAUGAGCUGCUAGCUCGAAUUGAUACGGCCCUUUACUGUGGAACUAAUCUUGAAGACAUCUCGAAGGAGGAUGACAGCGUCAUGGCUCAAUCUGUUGAUAAUGGCAAUGAUAAGAUGGAAAACACUUCUGGAAAUGUUGAAGCUCAUGAUCCCCAGCCCCCAUGGUUAACGGUGGAGGUUGAAGUGAAUCAAGUUAUUGAGAAUUUUAAUUCUCACGGACGUGAAUGCAGGGUGAUUGUGGAGAAGCUUCAAUCACAGAAAAGACAUAUUCAGAAAUUAUAUGAACAAUUAGAUUAUGAGAAAAAUGUAUUAGUUGGUGAUAAUUCAGCUUCUUCUUCAAAAGUAUCAAGGAUCUUAGAAAUAGAAGCACAGAUAAAAAGAGAGUGGGAUAGAUUUCACCAGACAAAAAAAUUAGCUAAUGAUUUUAAAGAUAAAAAAGCACGCACAAUUCUAACAUCAGCUUCUGCCAAUGAUAAGUGA
This is a messenger RNA of Sphenostylis stenocarpa, 1332 nucleotides long. NCBI's taxonomy places the organism in Eukaryota, Viridiplantae, Streptophyta, Magnoliopsida, Fabales, Fabaceae. The record is from the annotation of a GenBank genome assembly.